Messenger RNA from Eruca vesicaria subsp. sativa (arugula), 5826 nucleotides. The record is from the annotation of a GenBank genome assembly. NCBI's taxonomy places the organism in Eukaryota, Viridiplantae, Streptophyta, Magnoliopsida, Brassicales, Brassicaceae.
AAAAUGAUAAAUACGUGAAUAAAAAGCGAAAUAGAGGAGAAAAGCAACAAAACAAAACAAAAUUCAGACAAGUCGUGAACACAAAAACUGGACAAAUCACAAAAAACACGACAGGGAAAAAAAGAAAGGAGCUUAAGAAACUGCAAAUCUUCCUUCAUGGAUCUCAAUGAUCUUGAAACGGACUCUCAAAGCUGAGAGAGUGACAUCAGUGUGUGACUUGGUCUGGAUCUCGGAAGCAUCUAAUUCCCAAGUUGAGACUUUAUGCAAUUGAGCAGAGAUGUAUGUUUCAUGAUGACUCUCCUUGUCAUUGGAGAUUCUUAUUCAAUAAAUGGACUCACCAGAUCCCAAAGCUCCUGGCUUUGUUGAUAUAUUCAAAUCUUGGAUUCCUAGAAAGACUGAGUCCUCCUCCACCACCUCAUCCUCACAUAUGUCUAGAGAUUUCUGGAUGCCUGACCACAGCUGUCCUGUCUGUUACGAGUGUGAUGCUCAGUUCACUGUAUUCAACAGAAGACAUCAUUGCCGCCUUUGUGGUCGUGUCUUCUGUGCUAAAUGCGCUGCUAAUUCUAUCCCAUCUCCAUCUGAUGAAGCCAAGGAUAGUCAUGAGGAGUCAUCAUCAGACAAGAGGAUCAGGGUUUGUAAUUACUGCUACAAGCAGUGGGAACAAGGGAUAGUUCCGCCUGAUAAAGGAGCUUCUAUUAUUAGCCUUCAUUUUAGUUCUUCCCCUUCUGCUAGUACUACUUCUAAUUGCACCUCCAAUAGUAGCAAUGUUGAAUCAACGAAUCCUCCAGCUAGUGGUCGUGUCUCUUCUUCAAACAUGGAUUUGCAGAAUGCAUCAUCAUCGCAUAGGAAUCAUUCCUCUCAGGAUCCAGUUGAAUUCUUUGUGAACAGUGGCAGGAGUGAUGGUGAAGCUUAUGAUGAUGACGAUUAUAACUCUGAUUAUGCGCAAUCUUACUCUCAAGGAAAUGAUUACUAUGGUGCCAUCAGUCUUGAUGAAGUAGAUCGUAUCUAUGGGUCACAUGUAGCUCAUGAUGCUGGAGAAAACAUAGAGUCAAACAUCCCAAGUGUCUUGCCCCCUGAUCAAGAUCUGGACGCACUGAAUACAGAUACGAUAGAGACAUCAAUGCAGCAAGCAGAUGGAUGGAAUGAUGAGAAGGACGGAAGCCCUCCUUGUGAAGAGGCCUUUGAGUCUGAAGUAGUAGAUUUUGAGAGUGAUGGGCUCUUAUGGCUACCGCCAGAGCCAGAGAACGAAGAAGAUGAGAGAGAAGCAUUGUUAUCUGAUGACGAAGGUGAUGAAGGGGAUAGAGGUGAUUGGGGGUACCUUCGCCCAUCAAAUAGCUUUAAAGAUAAGGAGUUCCACUCCAAGGACAAGUCAAGUGGUGCUAUGAAAAACGUUGUUGAAGGGCACUUUAGGGCUUUAGUAGCACAACUUUUGGAGGUUGAUAAUCUACCUAUGGUUGACGAAGGUGAAAAAGAGGGCUGGCUUGAUAUAAUUACAUCAUUAUCCUGGGAAGCUGCAACACUUCUCAAGCCAGAUACGAGUAAAAGUGGAGGAAUGGAUCCAGGGGGUUAUGUGAAGGUUAAAUGCAUCCCCUCUGGACGUCGCAGUGAGAGUAUGGUGGUGAGAGGAGUUGUUUGCAAGAAAAAUGUGGCUCAUCGGCGAAUGACUUCAAAGAUCGAGAAGCCACGUCUGCUAAUUCUUGGAGGAGCUCUGGAGUAUCAACGAAUAUCUAACCAGUUGUCUAGUUUUGACACUUUGUUGCAACAGGAAAUGGAUCAUUUGAAGAUGGCUGUUGCCAAAAUUGACUCUCAUAAUCCCCAAAUUCUCUUGGUGGAGAAGUCUGUCUCGCGGUUUGCGCAGGAAUAUCUUCUUGCGAAGGAUAUAUCUCUUGUUUUGAAUAUAAAAAAGCCCCUUCUUGAGCGCAUAUCCCGCUGUACUGGUGCGCAGAUUGUCCCUUCAGUUGACCAGCUCACAUCACCAAAGCUGGGUUAUUGUGACCUGUUCCAUGUGGAAAAGUUUGUCGAGACACAUGUUGGUACUGGUCAAGGUGUGAAGAAACUGGCAAAGACUUUAAUGUAUUUUGAUGGUUGCCCCAAGCCUUUGGGCUGUACGAUUUUGCUAAAGGGGGCACAUGAAGAUGAACUAAAAAGGGUGAAACAUGUGAUUCAGUAUGGAGUUUUUGCAGCAUAUCACUUGGCUCUGGAGACAUCGUUCCUAGCAGAUGAAGGGGCUUCCCUUCCAGAACUUCCUCUCCAGACCCCAAUUACAGUGGCUUUACCUGAUAAACCAUCAGCGAUUAACAGAUCAAUAUCCACAAUACCUGGUUUUGGUGCUUCAAGUGCUGAAAAGUCCCCAACUACUGAGUUGAUGGGUGAGCCACUUAAAGCCAAUGGCGACGUUAAAUUGGGUGGAAACGACAGGACUGAGCCUUCUAAAAGCCUGCUUCAGAACAUGGAUACUGAGUCAGAAAUGAUUACAUCUAAGGACGAUGGGUUAGUUCCUACUCUAAAACCCAGGCAGCUAUCAUUUCACGCGGAAGAAGCUUCUAUUAAAAAAGAUCAGUGGUCUGUUCAACCCUUUGCCAGAGAACAAGUCACUGAUGGUGCCGACACUAACGAAUCCACAAUGACAGGAGAUCAGAAUUUUAGUAGACAUGAACAGAUGGACUCUUCGAAAGGAGACUUUCUUCCUUCAUCUUCCGACCAUCAAAGCAUAUUGGUUUCAGCAUCAACAAGAUGUGUGUGGAAGGGAUCUGUGUGUGAGCGGGCUCAUCUACUCCGUAUUAAAUACUAUGGGAGCUUUGACAAGCCUUUAGGCCGAUUCUUAAGGGAUAAUCUCUUUGAUCAGGAUCGUUCUUGCCCGUCAUGUGCGAUGCCAGCAGAAGCACACAUUCAUAGUUAUAUUCAUAGGCAAGGUAGUCUUACAAUAUCUGUUAAGAAACUGCCUGAAUUGCUACCUGGCCAACGCGAAGGAAAAAUUUGGAUGUGGCAUCGGUGCCUGAAAUGUCCUCGGAUCAGUGGCUUUCCUCCUGCCACACGCAGAAUUGUGAUGUCAGAUGCUGCGUGGGGUCUGUCUUUUGGCAAAUUUUUGGAACUGAGCUUCUCGAACCAUGCAGCAGCUAGUCGUGUGGCUAACUGUGGUCAUUCCCUUCACAGAGACUGUCUCCGUUUCUAUGGUUUUGGGAAAAUGGUGGCUUGCUUCCGCUAUGCUUCAAUCAAUAUAUUUGCAGUUUCUCUGCCACCAUCAAAACUUGAGUUCAACUGUGAAAACCAGGAUUGGCUCCAAAAGGAAUCCAAAGAGGUGAUUAAUAAAGCGGAAGUCCUUUUUAAUGAGGUUCAGGAGGCACUUGGUCAGAUUUCAGCGAAAACAAUGGGUGCAAAUUCCAAGGGCAGCACUCCUGACAAGAUAAAGCUUUCUCUUGAAGAACUUGCAGGACUUCUUGAGCAACGUAAAAAGGAAUAUAAGGAAUCUUUGCAGCAAAUGUUAAGUCUGUCUAAGGAUGGGCAACCUACUAUUGACAUCCUUCUGAUAAAUAAACUUCGAAGACUGAUACUUUUCGAUUCAUAUGCCUGGGAUGAAUGCCUGACAGGGGCGGCCAGUAUGGUGAGAAAUAACUAUUCUGAAGCUCCGAGGAAUUCUGCUCCAAAAGCUAUGGGUCGUGACGUCUCCUUAGAAAAGUUUGGUGAUGAAAAAGAAAAGUCGAUAUCAAACCAUGUUGCAAGUAGUAAUGACUCUCUUCCCAGUGAUGCGGCGUAUGAUAAAAGUCUUAGCAAGGGUAAGUCAUUUUCUGAUAUCAGCGGAAAGAGUGUCAUUCCUGAAGAUGUAGGCUCAGACAUACCCUCUGAACGUAGGAUAGAGUCUGAAUCUAGUGAAGGUGGUAAAGAAAAUUCUGUGGAGCCUUCGCAGGUGGUUAAAGCGGUACUUUCUGAGAGCCAGUCCCAAGCAACAGACUUAUCUGAUACUCUUGAUGCAGCAUGGAUAGGUGAACAAACUGCCUCAGAGAAUGGUAUUUCUCGUCCGUCUAGCAGAGCUGCUUCAGCAAAUGGAACUCAGAGUUAUGAUUUAAAGCGCUCGGAUUCAGAAAGUGGGAUGACCUUUACAGGAGGCCCAACCAAUGAGGAACAGACAAUGCAAGUUCAGAUGCCUUCUCCUAGUUUUUACUAUUCACUCAACAAGAAUUAUUCGCUUAAUUCUCGCAAGCAUAUUAUGGCUGAAGACCGGCCUGUUUACGUUUCUUCAUAUAGAGAGCUUGAAUGGCAAAGCGGUGCAAGGCUGCUACUUCCUUUGGGAAUUAAUGACUUGGUACUGCCAGUAUAUGAUGACGAGCCUACUAGUAUCAUAGCCUAUGCCCUUACAUCAUCAGAAUAUAACGCCCAGAUGUCUGGAUCAGACAAGGCAAGAGAUCGCUUGGAUAGUGGGGGUUCCUUUUCACUUUUUGAUUCUGUGAAUCUUCUCUCAUUGAACUCUUUGAGCGAUUUGUCAGUUGACAUGAGCAGAAGCCUGAGCUCUGCAGAUGAACAAGUUUCGCAGCUGCUACAGUCAUCCUUGUAUUUGAAAGAUCUGCAUGCUAGAGUCUCGUUUACAGAUGAAAGUCCACCUGGGAAAGUGAAGUACUCUGUGACGUGUUACUAUGCGAAGGAGUUUGAGGCCUUGAGGAAGAUUUGCUGUCCUUCAGAAACUGAUUUCAUAAGAUCUCUUGGUCGAUGUAGAAAAUGGGGAGCCCAGGGUGGAAAGAGCAAUGUCUUCUUUGCAAAAACCUUGGAUGACCGUUUUAUCAUCAAACAAGUUACAAAGACAGAGCUUGAAUCCUUCAUCAAAUUUGCGCCAGCUUACUUCAAAUACUUGACUGAAUCAAUCUGUACUAAAAGCCCUACAAGUCUUGCAAAGAUCCUGGGAAUCUAUCAGGUCUCAUCCAAACACUUUAAAGGAGGGAAAGAGUUCAAAAUGGAUGUCUUGGUGAUGGAGAAUCUUCUGUUCAAGCGUAACUUCGCUAGGCUUUAUGACCUAAAAGGCUCCACUCGUGCCCGUUACAAUCCAGAUACAAGUGGUAGCAACACAGUUUUGCUGGACCAGAAUCUGGUCGAAGCAAUGCCCACAUCACCAAUAUUUGUUGGAAGCAAGGCAAAGCGGCUUCUUGAAAGAGCCGUCUGGAAUGAUACAUCGUUUCUUGCUUCAAUUCACGUAAUGGAUUACUCCUUACUAGUCGGGGUAGAUGAGGAACGAAGCGAACUUGUUCUAGGAACUAUCGAUUUCAUGAGGCAAUACACUUGGGACAAACAUCUGGAGACUUGGGUCAAAACUUCAGGGCUACUUGGAGGACCAAAGAACUCAACCCCCACAGUGAUAUCACCGCAGCAAUACAAGAAACGUUUCAGGAAAGCCAUGACAGCUUAUUUUCUCAUGGUUCCUGACCAAUGGUCACCUGCCACCACGGUUGUGCCAAACAACAGUUCUUCAGCAGAUGUGAAGGAUGACGAAGAGAGAGACGAUCGUCAAAGUGUUGGUAAAAACUCCUGAAUCAUCUUCUGCAGUUAGCAGAUAUAGCAAAGACAUACACAAUAUUGGGUUAGUAAUGUCUUCUUCUCGGUUCAAGUUUUAUUUGUUUUUUUUUCUGUUUUGGAAUGGUCUUUGGGUAAUACCUGUUUAUGUUUUUACCCUUAGCCUUUAAGUGGCCUAUAUGUAAUAGCUCGUUCAUCACCUUUGCAUCAGAAGUAAUAAAAGCAAGGUGCAAUUGUAUAUACAAUGCUUCUUUCUUUUAGUUUCGCACUUUCUUGUUACUUUUGUUUAUGAUAUUUUGCAAAUCAAAGUACUGAAGUAUAUAAUUUUGG